CACUGAUCAUCAGGGCACUGAUGAUCAGUAUAGCCCCAUCAGUGCCACCUGUCAGUGUCCAUCAUUGCCACAUACCAGUGCACAUCAAUGCCACAUAUCAAUGCCCAUCAGAGCUGCCUUUCAGUGCCAACUAUCAGUACCAGACAGUGCCGCCUAUCAGUGCCAAUCAAUGUUGCCUAUCAGUGCCACCUAUCAGUGCCAUGCCCAUCAGUGAUACCUGUCAAUGCCCACAAGUGAUGCCUGUCAAUGCCCAUCAGUACCACCUACCAGUGCCUCCUCAUCAGUGCUGCCUAUCAAUGCCCAUCAGUGCAGCCAAUCAAUGCCCAUCAGUGCAGCCUCAUUAGCGCACAUCAGCGA
Molecule: messenger RNA, 357 nt
Organism: Staurois parvus
Lineage: Eukaryota; Metazoa; Chordata; Amphibia; Anura; Ranidae
Source: the annotation of a GenBank genome assembly